GGAAGAAGAGAGUUCUAUGGAAUAGACGAUGAGAGAGAGAGAGCGAAUGUGUGGUGAGUGAAUGAGUGUGUAUUUCGAAAUCCAUUGAGCUGAAACAUAUAACAACAAGCAUAUCUUCACUCAUUCACUGGUUGUCUUUUGCACACACAAAACGUACGGGAGAAUACUAGUAGUACAUGCUGUUUGCCACAAAACAAUAUCAAAUGAGAAAAAGAGUGUGUGUGUGUACGUACACAGAGUGAGAAAAGUCUUAUGUGUGUAUAGAGUCAAAACAGUUUUCUCAAUUGAGUGUCGACGGUCAGUCAAUUGUGUAUCUUCAACGAAAUCAGUUGUUGUUUUUUGAUUGAGCUACAAAAAUUUAUUUCACUUUUUUGAGUUUUUAUGUUUUUUCGAAUUUCUCUUUUUACCUUUUUUAAAACAAACGUUUGAAGAAAAAAAACACUAAAGAUGUAUUCGAAUACAAAUUGUUGUGUUGAAUCGCGUGCUGUUAAAUGAACACUCAAUUUGGAAUUUAUAAUUGCAAUCGGUGCAAACUAAACACAUUUUGUUCGGGGUCCAAAACGUAUAUAUCUCUAUAUAUGUAUAUUAUCACAUUCUCUCACUCUCUCUUCCAAUCUUCGUCGUUUUAUACUUCAUUCAAGUUGUGGUUACUACGGUAAACAAAGUGUGCAACUUUAUAAUAUGGUAAAAAAGGAAACAAAAUAAAUGAAUUUUCCAAAUCGAACCGAAAAUCAAAUUUAAUUGUGGAAAAUUGAAAAUUGUAAUGAAAUGUUUCCAUUUAAACGACAAACAAACCGUAAAAAGAAAGCAAAUAAAGUAAAACAAAUAUAAAUAAAUAAACAAACAAACAAGAAAAAAAUUAUAAUACAACAGAGAAAGAAGCGCACAUCGAGUGAAAUGUCAACAAAAUAAAUGCUAUUGAAGUGAAAUCAGUCUGAAGUAUUUCUCAAAGUUGAAUAUCGUGCGAAUCGUUGGCCAAAGUCAAUGUGGUUUGAAUGAUACACACACGAAAAAAAUGAACAAGAAUUUAUUGAAUGCAAACGAUUUUUUCAACGAUUGAAACGGGCAAGCGGAUUGCGAAAACCGAUGCUACCAUUCGAAGUCCAAAUUAAUCGAUCAACAACAAAAAAAAUAGUUUCUCUUUUGUGUGUGACGAAACAGGUAACCAAAUUCAUUGAUGUCUAAUUAUUCUACAUUCGAUUGAGGGACUUCGAAAACUGAAGGAAAACAACAGUGGGAUAAUCUGUCGCCGUCACACUGAAUAGACUUUUUACAUCAUCCGAAAUUGAAAAUAUGACCUAAAAUUGCUUGCCAUUUAUCUCAUAAGUUUGGAUACAUACAUCAUACGCUGAAAAGACGAACAACUUGUAUGCUUGAGUGCAAUUUAUCGAGACUACUUUAAGCCGUUUAAAUCCUCAUUUUCAUUAUUCAAUUAAUGAAUUUCGAUGAAUACAUGCGUUUGCGUUGAAUAAAUCUAUGGUGAUAUCGAUUACAAGUUUGGGUGUCUUCAACAAUAAUAAUAAAAACAAGCCCGUGGAAGCUGAGUGAGAGAAAACGAAAGAAAACUGCAUCAAAGAAAAGGCGCAAAAAAGCAACACACACAAACACAUUGACGACAAUUCAAAGCAACAAUUAAAUGCAGAGAAGGAUUUUCAUAUAAGAACAAAAAAAAUGCGAUGAAUAAUAAAAAAAUACAGUGUAUGGUUUCGAGGCACUAGAGCAUCACAAAAUUAGUAUUGUUUAUGGAGUUUCUGUCAAAUGCACGAGCUAUAAUAGUUGUACAAUACACGGAAAAGGGAUUAUAUAAAUAGUGUUGUAGUUUUUCCAUUUGGAAAGUGUGUUGUUUAAACUGCGAACGAGAAAAGAAGAAAGAAAACGAAUCCACAACGAUUUUGUUUUUACAUUUGCGAUUGGGAACAGCGUGACCAAAUGAAAAUGGAAAAUUGGUUUUUAUACAAUAAAAUAUGCAGGAAUAUGAGAAAAAGUGUGUAAAGUUCAGUGAAUUUGAUACACAUACUUAAGGUUGGCGAGUGAAAAAAAUAAUAAUAGUGGUAACAACAGAUACAAGUUGCAAAAAUCUUUGAAUAGAAGAUACGCUGUAAACAAGAAUACGAAUGCAUUUGAAUUAUUAAACUUUGUGUUUUUUCGUUUUUCGUUCGUUUCUACUUCGUUGGACUGCAUUGAGCUGUGAGCACAAACAGUGUAAAUGUUUAUUGCACAGUAAGUGCAAAAAACACGCAAGCCAUUGGCUAGUUAGCAUAAUAGCCAUAAAAACCAAUAUUGUGCUUACACUUCGCUUGCUUUGGUCAUCUAUCUCUCUCUCGCUCUCGCUCUUGCGCGCACAUUGACUUCGACGGGUGUGUGUGUAUGUGUACGAGAGUCGCUGGAUGGUUACACAUUUUUCUUCAUUUCGUAUGAUUCGUGCCGUGCUUGUACCGAGCCCAGACUGAAUUAAUAAAUGUGUAACAACGAAAGAUGUUUACACGACGAAAUUGGCUUCUACGUUGCAGUAUUUUAAUAAAUAUUGCCGUACUUCUGUACAUUUGUAGUCAUUUAAUGAUAGGAAAUAGUAACAUAUCGCUUGGACCAGCAUUUGUGAUACAAGACGAUUAUGCAGUUAAAUCGCAACAAGCGGCUGCGCUUACGCGAUCAAAUGCAGCAACCAGUGCACAACAACAAACAGGUGACAAUGCACAUGAUAAACAGGAGCAACAGCCACAAGAUGCGGAACCAGAGCCUCCGAUAGAUAAUAAUGAUUCAAAUCAGAUGAGCGAUAAGGAUGGCCAAAAUGAAUUUGAUGCAGAUCCAGAGCAAUUAGCAUCCAAACAACGUUCACAAUUGAAAUUGCUGCCAAAAGAACAACAAAUAGUCAACGUUGCUGACGAUUCACAAUUACCGAAAGUACUGCAGUCUGACGUAUCACAAUCACAACCAAACAAAGUCAUUACAGAUGUUUUAUAUCCCGAAGCAAAUUUUGUGAAUGCAUCAGAUAUUCAAGUAAACACCGAAGAACACGAACUAGAAACAAGGCUGAAAUUACUAAUUCAUUGUCACGACAAAGAAUACGAAGCACAAACAGUGCAACGUAGCGACUUCUGGGUUCUAAAAAACUACAUUCGUGCUGAUCAUGGCGAAUUACGUUGCUUCCAAACGUUGACGUACACCACACAUGCCGACUACACAUUUUUAGAUAAUUUAAUACCAUUGCUUGAAAGAUGGAAUGCCCCAGUAAGUAUAGCAUUGCAUGCGCCUGGGACCGAUUUUCUACCAACAAUAAAUUCGAUUCGUUAUUUACGAGACUGUACACCAGAAUCGUCACUUGUUCGACAAUUUACCACAUUUCACAUAUAUUUUAGCAGUAAACACAUUCCAAAAGCGGUUCCAAAACAUGAUAAAAUAUUAGAAAUACCAUUUAAUUGCUCUGUGCUACCACCAUAUGCCAAUGUUAGUUCCAGCCAGUUAUAUAAAACGCAAAAGAAAUUAUUGUACCCGGUGAAUGUGGGUCGUAAUAUAGCACGCGAUGCAGCAAUGACACAUUUCAUAUUAGCUAGCGACAUUGAGUUAUAUCCAAAUCCUGGUUUGGCCAAAAAAUUUCUUGAAAUGGUUGCUCGCAACGAUGCACCGUUGCAACGAAAAAAUCCGAGAGUGUUUCCAUUAUCGUUAUUUGAAGUAGAUAGCGCAUCACAGGUUCCACGUGACAAAACCGAAUUACAAGAGUUACUGAAAUCUGGCAAAGCGAUACCAUUUCACAAACGUGUCUGUUCCUCAUGCCAUGGUGUGCCGAAAUCAAAAGAAUGGAUGGCUGCUAAUGAAACAGAUGAUUUGGGAGUGUUUCAUAUUGGCAAGCGUACCGGGUAUUUUGUGCAUUGGGAACCCAUUUACAUUGGAACACACGCCGAUCCACAUUACGAUGAACGGCUAAGUUGGGAAGGGAAAAGCGACAAAAUGACACAGGGUUACGCUCUAUGUGCAUUGGAUUAUGAGUUCCACAUAUUGGACAAUGCAUUUUUAGUUCAUAAACCGGGUAUCAAAGUGCUGAAAAAGGAUACAAAACGUGCCAUGCUUGCAGCUAAAACCAAUCAACUCAUUAAAAAAAUUAUUUAUCCCGAACUACAAGUCAUGUAUGGAUUGCGAAAGGGAUGCGCUGUAUAGUAAAUAAUGUGAAUAAAAUAAUAUUGUGAAUAUGCUCCCAAAAACUUGAAAUGAACAAGAACGAUCAUAGAUUAGUAUUGUAACCAUCACUUUUUACUAUUUAAAUCGGACACAUUCGGAAUUUUACAUCAACCAAAAUCAUUGUUUUUCAUUGGAAAAAAGUUCGAAUGAUUUUGUCACAACGCCCGCAACGCAGGGCAAACGAACAAACAAAAACAGUUAAAAUCAAAGACCGUAGGAUGCAACAAAUGAUUUACUAUUGGACAAAUCAAGCAUCAAAUGCCAUAUAUAUAGUAUUCAGAACAUAUAUCUCUAAGAGAAUGUUAUGAAAUAUUUGUAUAGUCAGCAAUACUCAGAGUUAAAUGAAUGUUUUCAGCAUGAUCAAAAGAAGAAGAAGAAGAAGAAGAAGAUGAAUAACUAAGCCUAAUUAUGUGAAUUCAAACAUUCAUUGAAAUGGCUUGAAAAAAAAAGAAAAGACAACAUGAAUUUGAAUUGAAAUAGGGAAUAAAACAGGAUCUGAAAAUAAGUAGUUGUAAACUAUUAAACAAACAAAAAAAACGAUAUUUAAAACGAAGUGAUAUUUAAUUUUUAAUUCAACAACUAAAUGGAUUUGAAAAUCAAUGAUUAUAUUACAUGUAUUG
Molecule: messenger RNA, 4793 nt
Organism: Contarinia nasturtii (swede midge)
Lineage: Eukaryota; Metazoa; Arthropoda; Insecta; Diptera; Cecidomyiidae
Product: beta-1,4-glucuronyltransferase 1
Exons: 9
Coding region: 2476-4152 (558 amino acids)
Source: RefSeq, a predicted model, not a curated record